Messenger RNA from Lindgomyces ingoldianus, 729 nucleotides. RefSeq lists its product as uncharacterized. Bases 1 to 729 code for a protein of 242 amino acids. The record is from RefSeq and is a predicted model, not a curated record. NCBI's taxonomy places the organism in Eukaryota, Fungi, Ascomycota, Dothideomycetes, Pleosporales, Lindgomycetaceae. The transcript has a single exon.
AUGCAGCUCAGCGACGGCUCCGACCAUGAUGCCAGCCCGGCUACGCUCGUUCAUCGCGAGUUUAAGUGUAUGAAUGACGAGUAUUCCGAGUGCCGCACUGGCCAGUACACCAUCAGCUUGUCCCGCAAGGUGAUUUCCAACCAUUUCGGUCGAAACAAAGCUUGUACUCGCCAAAUCACCAACUGGCCAUUGUUCUGUCGCAAGCACUACCAGCGGGCCACGUACAAGCCUGACCUGUGGCAGAAACGCAAGAUCUUUCUCAUCAACCGCCAACUCGACCUAAUCGAGGCGGCCUACCCAGGCACGAAGUACGAUAUUGCGUUGAAGAAGUCCGAGGAUCAGCGCUUGAAUUUGUUCUCCCGCAACCUUGCCGGCGGAAUGAACCUCGAGGUGGCUAAGACCCUCUCUGCACAGAAGGAUGAUGGCAAAGCUUUCGAGGCACCAAUUACCGUUCUCCACGAGCUGGGUUUCGAACUCGGCCACGGCAAGGUCCUUAGAGAGGUUAAGAAUGUUGUCGCUAUUAUUCUCGACAUGCUCCGGAACGGCGAGACUAAGGAAGUCCCGGCGAUUGAGUUCCUCCCCAUCUUCACGCGAUCUGUCUCUCCCCCCGCCACUCCACCCGUUCCACCAACUACCCCCACCAAGCCAAAGUCAGCCGCGAAGAAGCGGCCCGCUUCCUCUUCCCGUGUUUCUGCUAAAGGCGCGAUCAAGAAGACCAAGAAACAGUAG